UUAGAUGUUGUUUAAUUUCAAAAUACAGUUGGCCCCAUCCGUAUUUUCGUUUUGCUAAUCAUUAUUGUGUGAAGCCAUGUGUCUCAGCAAAUACAAUGUUUUAUUCUGAAAGCAUUGACAGGAAGUCCUGUGUUGUCCUGUGUGUCUCUUGUCAGCGCGCGGCGCUCUGGAUCAAAGGCUCGCUCGGCUCUCCAGUCUUAACGGUCCUGUACUGAGCACAGCGCAGUCUGCCCUCGGUCUCUACGGACGCUCCGCUGUCUGGAUAUCGUAGCAGGGUUCUUUCUUUUUUUUUUCCUGUCUGGAUUAUAUUCUUCUGAUGGUUUUUCAACUCCAACCCGAUGCAUAGAAAUGGGUAAACUGCACUCGAAACAUGCCGCUAUUUGUAAACAGAGGGAGAGUCCUGAAGGCGACAGUUUUGUAGUCAACGCCUGUUUGGCGAGAAAGGGCAUCGACGACUGGCUCCUGAAGCAGAAAUACUAUUGCACGAGCUCUCGCCUCGGGCAACAGGACUGUCACCACAAGAAUAGCUGCGGUUUGACCACACGGGGUGCCAUGGAUGAAGCAUGUGCAGAGAGGAUUGGCGAUGAACACUACCGGUUGGAAGUGGCUUUACCCCCAGAGAAGACAGACAGCUGCUGUGUGGAGAAGAUGCAGGAGAGGGACAGCCAAUCUCCCGCAGGGCCACAGAAACAGCUCCAGUUUGAAGAGUUGGAGUGUGCCGUCUCCGUGGAGGAGGACAACCGACAGGAGUGGACCUUCACCCUCUACGACUUUGACAACAAUGGCAAAGUCACCAGAGAGGACAUCACCAGCCUGCUUCACACCAUCUAUGAGGUCGUGGACACCUCCGUCAACCAUUCUCCCAGCAGCAGCAAGACGUUGCGGGUCAAGCUGUCGGUGGCUCCCGACUCCAGCCAGCGGUGGAGGAGCUGUACGCAGGGCGCGGCAGACAUGUCCCACCCCAGGGAGAAAAACGACAAGUGCAUAGAAGACCCCAAGAGUGCAGACAAGAAGACUCGAGCACACCUAAGGCGCCACCACAGUGACCACCACACCCAGCCUGGCUGCCAGCGCCACUGCGUGGAUGAGAACCUGGAACGCAGGAACCACUACUUGGACCUGGCAGGCAUCGAAAACUACACAUCCCGCUUCGGAGCCGCGCCCACCCCAGAGCCGACGAAAGCAGAGCCUCAGACCCGCUCAUCCAACCAGACUCGUUCUCGCUCCCACGAACCAGAAAACGGCCACUCCCAUUCCCACCACCGCCGCCUACAGACUGUUGUGGACACCGUUGCUCCCGUCAGCCUCCACCCGGCCCGCACGCGAGGCCAAGACUCAGGGAAACACGCCCUCCGCUCUCCUAAGACCCACAGCCGCACACCUCCUGCGCAGAUCGGUGGCAGGGUGAUGCGAAGCUGGGGUGUCCCUCCUCCCACGGCGCUACCCAGCCAGACCCCGCCUCACCAGUCCACAGCCCCCUACCGCAAGCACAAGCAGCGGUCUAAGGAAAGCCAGGGCUACAGGGCCUUAGGCUCUCUGGCUCCGGGACCCGUGGUGGAGAAGGAGCAGGUGAGGGACCUGCCCAGUGUGCUGCUGUACAAGGAGGGGCUGGCACAAAUGGUGCAGCGGCAUGAGCAUCACCACCACCAUGAACACCAUCACCACUACCACCACUUUUACCAGUCCUGAAUUUCCGCCCUGCGUGGGACAGCUCGGCUCUUCUAACGUCCCACAAAACCCAAGCAGGCCGGCAGACACCGACUGCAGUGAGCUUUUUUCGUCAGCCGCCAGGCCACUCUACAUUGUGCAGUACUGCAGUGCCUUUGUAGUUGACACGGGACGUGUGGUAGGAGAGGAGGAUCAUGGGAGGGGUGUCCCAGUGCUGAGAGGUUAUUAAUCAGUGUUAUAAAGGGGUUGGUCGUACAUACAAAAGCUGGGGUAUGCAGCAGGACAGUGAUUUAGGACCACAGCAGGACUGAGGAUCACGGCGGGGGCCAGAGAGGAGGCACAGAGGGACAAUUUGAUAAACAACCCUGAAGAUGUAAUCCUCUCCCUGGUGAACUCUGCAGCUCUAAACCAGCACCACAACCCUUCCAGACCCAAAAGGUUUUUAAGGAAAAAGGAAGCACGAGAGGAAGAAAGACUGUGAUGUAAAGAUGAAAAUAUAUGAAAGAAUACAGGUGAUAGGAGAGCCGGGCAUAGUGUGUGUGUGUGUGUGUGUGUGUGUGAGUGUGAGUGUCACGACACUGGUGUCUGUUGAAAACCACUCGAAGUGCACUCAUGGGUGCGUGAGUAUUUAAAGCAGGCUGUUAGGCAGGUUUUUUGAAGACGAAAAUGAAGAUUCUGAUUCAAGUACGCAAUGCCACGUAAGCAAAAAUGGGAAGGAAAAAUGUUGAAAUGUUAUAAAGGAAAAAAGAACAGAGAUCCCAAAUCCGCUGCUACCUCUAAUUUUAUCCUAAUUGUUAAUGAUGAUUAUGUUAUGGUGACUAAGACCUCAGAGGUUAUUUUCAAAUUACUUAGAAACUUUUUUGAAAGAAAAGAAAUGGUGUCAUAAUCUGCAGUAAGUGUCAAAAAGCUCCUUUCUUGUAUUGACUAACAUUGACUGUACAUAAGGUAUAUAUUGUUAUCAAUUUUAUAAGCUUUAUUGAUAAUGUGAUAUCUUUGUAUUCCCUAUCCGAAGCUUUUAUGUUCGUUUUCCUUUACAACUGCUUUUUAUAAGACCACUCUGAGCCCCAUGUUGACUAGAACAUGUACAACAGUCUCACCCUGUGACUCGAUACGUAAGUGUGAUCCGGUGCUUGUGCUUGAGUGACUAAAAUCCCAACUCUCAGCAGUGCUGUUCAGGCGCUGGACCUCACCACGUAGUGUUUUACAGAACGCAUGCUGAUCUCAUUGAAACAUAUACAAACUUCAUGCUGUUCAUGUCGUGCAUUCAGUGCUUGUGUGUGGGUUCUGCAUAAAGGUGAUUUAGAAACUGAAAACAUCUGGAAGAAUUACAGAACAUUUCUCAAAAGUGGCCGUGUAGGUUUCGCUUUAACGCCAGUCAGACAAAAGCUCUCUGUUUUAUUUGAAAGUCCAGAAUCACAUGAUCUCAGUCCCAUGCUACUCUAGACAUGAGAUGGUGUGAUCAUGACAUCAGUGCAAUAGUCAGUUCUGGUUCAGGUCUUAUUAUUUUUUUAAUGCAAGCCAGUUAGAUGUUGGUGUAUUCAUUCAUCAGUAUGAAGUUUGGCCUUUACGGUAUUUUGUUUGUUAUUUAUGCAGGGAAUAUAUUUAGCUGAGCAUGCAUGUGAUUUUUCACCCCUGCCUCGCUUCAGAUCCGAGCAGUUACACGUAUUCACACCGUGGAGUUGCCCAGCACAACGUUUUUCUGUUUCCUGACUUUCAGGGUAGCACUCUCCCUGACUCUGGGUCGCCCAGCCCUCGGCCUGGCCCCAGGGGGUCACACAGCUGCUCCCGCUGUUUCCAUGGCAUCUUCCUGUCCCCCAGCUGUCAGCAGGUCUUUCACUGUACCGCCAUGUGGCCUCAGCGCUCAGCCAACAAGGCUCUGUUUGUGGCGCGGCGGGGCGGGGGCUCUUUCAGCUGUCUCAUUCUUCUGGUGCUGGAUAACACUGAGCCCGGCCACCAGUCUCCACUAGACCCAUAACUCACCACUGUUGCUCUCCAGCCAGCACCGGGGACCGUCUCUUCUAUCCCAUGAUGCUCUGCCAUGAAACAAGUAAAUACAGAUGUUUCUGCCAGCAACACGUGAGGCAGUGAACUGAGAUCACCUUGUUGGUUCUCCAGGAUAGCAGUUCACCGUUUCCUCCCCCUUGUUCUUCAUGAGCACAUGUGUUCUUUUUAGCACAUCCCAGCAUCACAUUUAGAAACGACCUGCCCUCAUGCCUCUGUAGUCUUUUGUUAGGGCUUAAAUGCCUCAUCCAGAGAAAAUGAUGGAUUAUGCUAACCUAACCCCAAGGCCCACUAGCCUUCAAACUAUAUCCACCAUGUUUGAUUGUGUUAGUCUGCCUUAAGCGCGUGCAUGUGUUUGCGAUGAGCAAGAAUGCAGUGAAUGCCAGUCUUGCCCUCAGCCCUGCGGUGUCCUGUCACAGCUGCAGGCCGUCCUUAAACGGAGGCACCAGUCAGUCGGGUUCUCCCAUGGGACCCGGCGGUGGUAAUCACAGCUGUGCUCCAUACCUCAGCUUCCUCACCUCACACUGCUGUUUGCUGGACAACAUACAACUGUAACCCCUUUGUCAAUGGUUUCCCCCCCUCAGCCUGAAACAGUGUCGAUAGCGGCGUGACUCUCCAGAUGUAGGUAGUGUGGAAACGGUCGUCUGACUGCGUGAACGGAUAGCAUGCAGGCAACCGUUCCUCCUGCAGGGUGGUCCGAUUCGACACGAUGAGCGAGGGCUUCUGAAGGAAUUUGGGUGAAAGGCUCGGUCAGACCCUCAGCCAGGUUGCAAUUUCUAAACUUCUUUCACCCCGAGAGAGUUUUACUGAACAGACGGGAACUCCUUUCUUUAAAUGCCUCGCUUCACAUUCGUACAAUUACAUGAACUCACAUCAGAAAGCUGGCCACUACAAACACACUUCCACACCGCAGUCUUCAAAGCAGCAUCACUGGAGCAACCGGGGGUGAUAUGCCUUGCUCAAGAGCACCUCGAAAGUAUUUGGUGAGAGUUGGGAAAGCAGGUUUUUUUUUUUUUCUGUUUUGUCACGCAGACUUCCUUUUGAAACCUUUUCAAUCUUCAGGCAACCUCUGUCAAAACCCCUCUUCUGACUUUUUCCAUAACAAUAUAUCUAUAUUUGGAAUCCGAAUAAUAUUGUUUUCAGUCAUCAGCUAUCUAAAUCCACCUGAAUGUUGUUUUGUUCUUUAAUUAUAUAUAUUUUUUUGUUUUGUUUUUAAUUGUCAGCGCCACUUUUCGGAACAAAUGUUUUCAAACCAUGUCACACAAACUUCAGCAUCCACCCGCCUCUGUCCUGUUGUAUAACAUCAUCAGUAUUCAGAGCCACCCCUCCAUAUUAUUAUAAUAUGUGUUGCACCACUAAUUAGCUUUUUAACAUUCAUGUAUCAACAUUUUUUUUAAACUCUGAUGUAUAUAGCGGACUGCAGAAAUGAUAAACAGCAUCAUGUAGAAAGAAAAUAAGGCUUAUUUAUAAUUAAAAAACUGUUAAUCUAUUUCUCUCGCCUACUGUCAGCUAGUACUACAAUACCCACCAGACUUAGCAGGGAGGAGGAGUUAUCUGUCCGUCUCUCUCUCUCUCUACAUGCAGACACACUUUCACUUGGUGUUUGUUGUAAAAGAAAGUUGUUUAGCACUAGCUGCUUCUCUCCCUUUUCCCUCCCUCCUAAUGUUUUUUCAUGACUUUGUUUAGUUUAUAUAGAUUGUAUUUGAUUAAUUGCUUUAUUUAUUUGAUAGCAGAUCUGUGCCAAGGGGGAAAAAAUAACUUUUAUUAAAGUAUGACCCUGUUCCUUAUAAACUCGCUGACUUGUGGGGUCACUUUAUUUUAUUUCUAUUGUCGGUGUCGGUUUUAUUGUGUAAAUCUGCACAGUACAUGUAUAUUUACAAUAAUUUAUAUGCCUUCAAAAUAUACCAGUUAAACAUAUUAGCAUGUCAUCUACUGUAUUUGUGCUAAAACACAACAUUUGCAUUGUUUUAUAAAAAACAAAUCUACUACCAAGUGGAUCUUUUUUUGGGAAAUAAACAUAUUUGCUUUCCUGUUGAGAGUUAAAUGAAAAGAUC
Messenger RNA from Anarrhichthys ocellatus (wolf-eel), 5723 nucleotides. It is a transcript of the gene nkd1, whose product is annotated as NKD inhibitor of WNT signaling pathway 1. Gene Ontology annotation, molecular function: calcium ion binding. Gene Ontology annotation, cellular component: cytoplasm. The transcript is spliced from 10 exons. Gene Ontology annotation, biological process: negative regulation of Wnt signaling pathway. The record is from RefSeq and is a predicted model, not a curated record. NCBI's taxonomy places the organism in Eukaryota, Metazoa, Chordata, Actinopteri, Perciformes, Anarhichadidae. Bases 349 to 1689 code for a protein of 446 amino acids.